This is a messenger RNA of Rhagoletis zephyria (snowberry fruit fly), 1836 nucleotides long. It is a transcript of the gene Aplip1, whose product is annotated as JNK-interacting protein Aplip1. Gene Ontology annotation, molecular function: MAP kinase scaffold activity; JUN kinase binding. Gene Ontology annotation, cellular component: cytoplasm. The record is from RefSeq and is a predicted model, not a curated record. Lineage: Eukaryota; Metazoa; Arthropoda; Insecta; Diptera; Tephritidae. Gene Ontology annotation, biological process: JNK cascade; regulation of JNK cascade.
AUGUGCUCCUCGAACGCAUUCGUUGCAGCUUCCAUUCUGCAUCUUUUAGGUGGUAGUUAUGGUCAAACGUCAUCGUUGGCCGACGAAAUGAACAACGGACGUAAUCAAAUGAACGACAACAACAACACGCUCGCAGGCAAUACAAUUAUUGGCAACACAAAUGCCCUUCUCAAUAACGGUACAGUACGAAAUAAUCAACGCUCAUUUCUGACACUCAAAUGUGGUUACCUACUCGAUGAGGAUUCUAGUCCCGAUUCGGAACGUUUGCAAAGUUUGGGUGAUGUGGAUAGCGGUCAUAGUACUGCGCAUUCACCGAAUGAUUUCAAAAGCAUGUCCCCACAAAUCACUUCCCCCGUUUCACAAUCGCCAUUCCCUCAACCCUUCGGUGGUGUGCCCUUCGCCCAAUUGGAAAUGCUCGAAGCUACACACCGUGGCUUACACAAAUUCAUACCACGUCAUCAUGAUGAGAUCGAAAUUGAAAUUGGCGAUGCUAUUUACGUACAAAAAGAGGCUGACGAUCUGUGGUGUGAGGGUGUAAAUUUACGCACUGGUAGACAGGGUAUUUUCCCAUCGGCCUAUGCGGUCGAUUUGGACUACAAUGAAUUUGAUCCCACGGUGCAGCAGGUGAAGAAAGAGCGUUAUUUACUCGGUUAUUUGGGUUCGGUGGAGACACUGGCUCACAAGGGAACCGGUGUGGUGUGCCAAGCUGUACGGAAAAUUGUGGGCGAAUAUGGCAAUUCACCAACUGGACAAGUGUGCAUACUGGAAGUAUCCGAUCAGGGACUGCGCAUGGUGGAUCGUUCCGGGCCAAAUAAGAAGGACAAGAAACCCUGCAUCGAUUACUUCUAUUCGCUGAAGAAUGUCUCAUUCUGCGCAUUUCAUCCACGCGAUCAUCGUUUUAUUGGCUUCAUAACGAAGCAUCCAACGGUGCAACGUUUUGCGUGCCAUGUCUUCAAAGGUUCAGAAUCUACACGACCAGUUGCUGAAGCUGUUGGUCGUGCAUUUCAACGCUUCUACCAGAAAUUUAUAGAAACUGCAUAUCCGAUUGAAGAUAUAUAUAUAGAGUAAGCCGAUUGCAAUCGCUGAUGACGGCUGGCAAAAAGGAUGUGCUACACUACUACAUAUGUAUAUAAGUAGUUAUUGUUAGUGCUGGUUUGUGGUUUACGCUUAUUUUUUCCCCAAAUUCAUUAACACAAAUGAAAAAUGUUGUCUUCAACAAAUACCAAAUAAGUAAAAAGUACUCAUGCUCGCGUUUAUUGGAUGAAAACGGAAAAUUGAAAUACAUACUUACUAAAGUAAUUAUGUAAUAAAACUAAAAUUAUUCCAAUUUGAAUUAACAAGAAAACUCUUUAGUAGGAGAAAAAUUAGUAAUAUGUAAUCAAUUAGUUACCACAUUAUUGACAUGUUUGACUUGUUUAAUUCAGUUCUUUGUAUUGGUGGUAUGCAAUUUAUUUGUAGAGUUCCAGCAGUGUUCGAAAAAAAAGCAAAUUUGUCCUAAAGCCAAGGCUUUUAACUGAGACUUUCUCUUUUGAUUCCCGUACUGAUUUAUGGCCAUGGCGAAAUAUUCACAGCCGACUGUGUUCUUUAUUACUAUUUUCGUAGUACAGUACUCCCCUGUUAACAGACACCGCUUAAAUAAUUUUCUCAGUUACAUGUAUUAACUUGAAACUCGUUCAAAGCCGCAAAGCAUUCAUGUUUUUAGUAAGGCAGAGCUUUUGUGAAGUGAGCAUCGGUUAAUUGAGCCAACGAAUAAUUACAAGAAAUGCUAUUGAUCGUCUUCAAUUAAACGGGCCCCACUGUGUUGCUUGAUGAAUUGUAACUGUGAAAAAUGCGUGU